Messenger RNA from Pygocentrus nattereri (red-bellied piranha), 4601 nucleotides. RefSeq names its product GDNF family receptor alpha 2b (gene gfra2b). Gene Ontology annotation, biological process: nervous system development. Gene Ontology annotation, cellular component: external side of plasma membrane; signaling receptor complex. The record is from RefSeq and is a predicted model, not a curated record. Bases 661 to 2121 code for a protein of 486 amino acids. NCBI's taxonomy places the organism in Eukaryota, Metazoa, Chordata, Actinopteri, Characiformes, Serrasalmidae. The transcript has 9 exons. Gene Ontology annotation, molecular function: signaling receptor activity.
AAGAGGAGAAGCUUUUUUUCAGCUUUUCUCCAGCCGCUUUCUCCUUCAGCAGCGCAGAGCGCAGCGGACACAGCUAUGAGGGAGGACACAUGAGGGGGCAGAGAGAGUCAAUGUGCCCAUUUCAGGCUGUCUGGCAGAAUCACUAAGCGCGUUCCAGAGGAGGAGGAGAGCGCACCACUGCGUGCAUUACAGCUGAACAGUCCUGCUCCGGCGGCUCUGUGCUGGAGAAUGUGAGGAUGGAGAAGUGAGGCUGUGAGGAAUCAGCUGAGCGGAGUCAGAAGUUGCCUACAGCGUGUUUUUUGGGGGGUGAAAAUGGGAGAAACGCUCUCGACUCUGGCUUAAAAAGAAGUUGAUUCCUCGUCUGGAACUGGGGAACGCACAUGGACGGAGGAGAGAAAGGCUGGAGAACAGCUCUGAGAGGCUGCUCUGCUGGAGAACGCGUUCUUAAUUGUUCUUGUAGACGUUUCUAAGGUUCUUGGACGUGAAGUGGGAGCUCUGUUGGAUUGUAGGUCUGUGAACGUGGAGAUGGACCGCAGGGCUGAAGGCUGCCGUUUGAAAGCCACUCAGAAAGUGGAGAUCUAAAACUGAGCCGAAAAGGGAGAUUUACUCCGCGUCUGGAGAUCGCAGCACAUUUAAAACGCAGCGCAGAGGGAUUUUAUCAUGAUUUUGCUCAAUGUUCUGGCUGUGCUCUUCCUGCUGGAUGAUGUGGUGGGCUCCAUGGUCAGUUCCUCCAGCCUCUCUGGACUGGGCACUCAUGGCUGGAGGGCUCCGAUGGACUGCCUGCGGGCGAGCGAGAUGUGCAACCAGAAUCCUCAGUGCAGCUCACGCUUCCGCAUCAUGCGCCAGUGCCUGGUGGGUCGGGACAGGACCACCAUGCUGGCCAAUAAGGAGUGCCAGGCUGCGCUGGAGGUCCUUCAAGACAGCCCGCUGUACGACUGCCGCUGUAAGAGGGGCAUGAAGAAGGAGCUGCAGUGUCUGCAGAGCUACUGGAGCAUCCACAUGGGUCUCAAUGAAGGAGAGGAGCUUUACGAGACGUCCCCCUACGAGCCCAUGCACUUCUCUGAUGAAUUCCGGCUUGCCUCCAUUAUUUCGGCGAUGGACUCUGCCUUGUCAAAGGGGAACCUGUGCUCUGACACAGGAAAGCCCUGUAAUCCCUGCCUGGAUGCAGCCAAGGCCUGCAACCUAAACGACACAUGCAAGAGGCAGCGGUCAGCGUACAUCGCCACCUGCAACCGCGCAACACCCAUCACACACAACCAGGAGCCGUGCAACCGCAAGCGCUGCCACAAGGCCCUGCGGCAGUUCUUUGAGCGUGUGCAGACGGAGUUCAGCUACCCACUGCUCUUCUGCUCAUGCCGGGACAAAGCCUGUGCCGAGCGCCGCCGUCAGACCAUCGUCCCAGCCUGCUCUUUCGAGGAGAAGGUGAAGCCCAACUGUUUGGAGCUCAGAAGGACCUGCCGCUCUGACCCUCUCUGCAGAUCCAGAUUGGCAGAUUUCCACAUGAACUGCCAGACGACUCCACACUCAAUAACAAGCUGCCCUAACGACAACUACCACGGUUGCCUGGUGUCAUACGUCGGACUCAUUGGUUCGGAUGUGACCCCGAACUAUGUUGACGCGAACCACACCAACAUCACCAUCUCUCCGUGGUGCAGCUGCCGUGGCAGUGGUAACCAAGAGACAGAGUGUGAGGCUUUCCUGCGAGACUUCAGAGAGAACGCGUGUCUGAGAAAUGCUAUCCAGGCAUUUGGUUACGGUGCUGAUGCUGGUUUCCUCCCCAUCACUGAGUCUCAGUCUGUGGUUCCAUCAGAGCGACCCAACCUGCAGCCUGCCAUCAUCACCAAACCCGUCAUCAGCUCCAAUGACAUCAAACCUGUGGACAGCGCAUGUGUCUUCUCCACCUGUGCAAACCUAAAGGACGGUGGUCAGAAGUGUUCUCCCUCCAACAGUUUCGAAUGUGCAGAUGAGAGCAUGCUGGAUCCCAACAUGGAUGGCUCCAUUGACUCCAUGGACUCCCACCAGUCAGAGAACAACAGAGCCAGGCAGUCGUCAGCAUCUCCAGCCAGCGUCUCUGCAGUAACCGUGAUCCUGUCCAUUACGCUUGUCAGUCAGGUCCUGUAAAUACAACCUGAAGUCUACAACGCCAAGAACAAUCUGACAGAUCCAACCCCCCAACGCCCCCAAAACCUUGAUGAAAAGUGACAUUCAUCCCUCUCUCUCUUCUUUAAGUGUGUGAAUAUGUCUCACAGUCCAUCUCAAACACAUUGAAACAGCGGCCAGAAGCAACAACUGCAAAAAUGUCAUCCUACAGUACAGAAAAACAUCCAUGACUGUCAGCGCAGCAUCACAAACUCAUCAGAGGGAGCUUUGUGAAGGCCGGUACUGAUUAGCCUGACGUUUCAUGGACUAUAAUGGAGAUCACAGAGAUCCAACCAACAAACUUUCAUGUUCAUGUCAAGAAGAAAUGGCCUGUUUUUUGAAGGAUGAGACAGAUACAGAUGACCUCAGCGCUGGACUGCAUAAAAGGAUCUCCUUCUGUACAUUAGCAUUCAGCACCACACUGAAAAUAAACCUCUCUACUGCCUGCUGACAUGGCACUGCAGUAGUGUAUUUUGGCCAUUUCAUUAGCCAUUCUGAUGUAAAAGCUUUCAUUUAUGGAUAUGAUGUAAAAAAAAAAAACUAACAAAAAAACAAAACAAAAUGAUGUCCCCCUGUAUUUUUGUCAACUAUCAAAUCUUCUCUGUCGUAUCAAAACCUCAAAUUUUCAGUGCAGUUCAACAACAUUGUGUGAGCAUUUCACGACAAGUGGACCAAUAAAACUCUCUUAAAAGUAGAGGUGCCAAAAUCACUUUUAGUUCCAUAAACAACCUAUUUUUGUAAAUGAGAUGUUUCCACACUUUUUUUUUAAGUUUUUAAGGAACCUUCACAAAACAUAAAGACUCCAAACCAAUGACACUUUUAAAAAAAAAGAUGCCACAAACUGUUCUUUGGGUGACAGCAUUUGGUUACCUUUUUAAAAAGGGUUUUGAGAGAUUCGUUAUGAAGAGCAUUUUAAAGGGGUGAAGAACAUCACAUUAUGUAAAGUUUCUCUAACAAUUUUAGUGUUCUACCUAGAACUUUUACAUUAUGUGGAGGUUCUUUAAACUUUUAAUAAAACUCCACAUUUGCGCAUUUCAUUUUCAAAAAUGUUUACAUUUACUAAAAGGUUCUUUGGGAAACCAAAAGUGAUUGUUUUACACUCUUUAAAAAAAGGUGCCACAAAGGGUUCUUUGAGAGAUGCAAUUGAAAACAAUGUAAAUGUAAAAGUUCUACACCAAUUUAUGGGUCCUUCCUAGAAACUUUAUAUCAUCUGGAGGUUCCUUAAACUUUAAAAUCAUAUCUGAAAAAGCAGUUCUUCUAUAGCAUCACUUCAAAACUGUUUUUGGCAGUUUUACCUUUGGGAGUGUGUACUAAUCUAAGGGUUCGUCCUAGAACGUUUACAUCACGUGGACAACAUAGGGUUCUUUGAGCAGUGCCACUUUUGAAGCCAUAUUUGAAAAAGAGAUUUGUAAUUGUGAAAAAACCAUUUGAAGGGUUUAAAGUACCUUCAAAUAAUGGUAAAAGUCUGCUACCAAUUUAAGGGUUCUUAAAUAUAAAUAUAUAGCAUAUAAUGAGAAAGUUCACAUAUCAUCACAUAUCAAAGAACUAUUCAUUUAAAGGUACUUUAGGAAACCAAACAUGGUUCUUUUAUGGCACUGUGCAAAGAAUGUAUAUCAAUUUAAGGGUUCUUCCUACUAUUACAUUGUCUGGAAAGAUUUUUAAAAUUUUAACAUCACAUUUACAAAGAAUAAAUGGUUCUCUAAAGAACAAUCCACCCCAAAAGAACCCUUUUUUGAACCUUUCUUCUCAAGAGUGUAGAAUUGUACAUCCAAGCUAAGAACCAUUUAGGAAAGUUUCCUGUUAAUAUUACCAGGUUUUGUUACGACAGCGACAAAGCAUAAAGAGAAGAUAGAAGUCACUUCAAUGCAGAUUUUUAAAAUGAAAGUUUGGCACACGGAUCACUUUGAUUCUCACUGGUGAGGGGAAAAAAACACAAAGUUCUCAGUUGAGAUAAGUGAAAUGCUUUUACAGUGUUUUAUCAACGCAUAAAGCAAGAGUGCUAGCAGCAGGGAGACCCUGAGUGAGAACAAAAAGGGGAAAGCUGUGUCAAACCUAUCGCAGAAGAGAGCUGUCAGUGCCAAUAUCACUCCUUUAGGCUGUUAUUAUGUGUAAUUUUUUUCCUCUUUCUUUCAGUUUCCCAAGAGACUUGGGUUACGUACAUGGGAAAGUGCUCCAGGGACGAGCUGAACAAAGCGUCAUUUGCCAAAAGAGUAAAUUGUUAGUGUUUUAUAGUGUGCAAUCUAUCGUGUGGCCUUACUUUUUUGUCUUUGCUUUGUUUCUCUCUCUUAUGUAAUAGUUUCAGACCGUACCACUCGCAGCAUCGGGGCCGGGGCAGAACUGAUGGAGAUUAUUUCAGAUGGAUAGAAAGAAACAGCUCCAGUGACUGAAACAAAAAGAACAAAAAAAAAAAAAAAGAAGUUUUGGUUCUUCUGUGCUGCUUUCAAAACAUAAGGUGGGGGAUA